Microtus oregoni (creeping vole) is the source of this 3356-nucleotide messenger RNA. Its product is annotated as histo-blood group ABO system transferase 1-like. Gene Ontology annotation, biological process: carbohydrate metabolic process. The transcript has 7 exons. Bases 69 to 1157 code for a protein of 362 amino acids. The record is from RefSeq and is a predicted model, not a curated record. Gene Ontology annotation, molecular function: glycoprotein-fucosylgalactoside alpha-N-acetylgalactosaminyltransferase activity. Lineage: Eukaryota; Metazoa; Chordata; Mammalia; Rodentia; Cricetidae. Gene Ontology annotation, cellular component: vesicle; membrane; Golgi apparatus.
AGGCAUUCCAGGACAGAGGUGGUGGCCAGUGGCCAUGAAGCUGGCCUUCGAGGGGCUCAGCUAAGUCCAUGUCUCCUGUGGGAAGAAGGGGAGGAUGGAGGCCAAGGGAAGAAUCUCCAGGAAAACCAAAAUGCUUCUCGCUUCACCUCGGAAUCCUUCCCCUCACAGUGUUCCUCUUGGUCUUCUUUGGCUAUGGGUUCUUGAGCCAAAGAAGUCAGAAAUCGAGAGACCCAGGAGCUGUGACUAGUGUGGAUGUCGGAGAGCUGGAUGUCCGGGAAGCUGCAGCCUUGUCAAGGAUGGUCUACGCUCAGCCAAAGACGUUAACACCCAGUAGAGAAGAUGUCCUUGUCUUGACUCCGUGGCUGGCUCCCAUCAUCUGGGAGGGGACCUUCAACAUCGACAUCCUGAAUGAGCAGUUCAGGCUUCAGAACACCACCAUUGGACUGACCGUGUUUGCCAUCAAAAAGUAUGUGGUGUUCCUGAAACUGUUCCUGGAGACAGCAGAGCAGCACUUCAUGGUGGGACACAAGGUCAUCUACUAUGUCUUCACUGACCGUCCUGCCGAGGUGCCACAGGUGCCCCUGGGGGCAGGACGGAAGCUGGUGGUGCUGACCGUGCGCAACUACUCCCGCUGGCAGGAUGUGUCCAUGCACAGGAUGGAGAUGAUCAGCGACUUCUCUGAGCGGCGCUUUCUGCAGGAGGUGGACUACCUUGUGUGUGCAGAUGUGGACAUGAAGUUCCAAGACCACGUGGGUGUGGAGAUUCUCUCAGCACUCUUCGGUACCCUGCAUCCUGGUUUCUACAAAAGCAGCCGAGGGUCCUUUACCUACGAGCGCCGGCCAAAGUCCCAAGCCUACAUUCCCCGGGACGAGGGUGACUUUUACUAUGCAGGGGGCUUCUUUGGGGGAUCAGUGGUGGAGGUGCACCGUCUCACCAAGGCCUGCCAUCAGGCUAUGGUGGAGGACAAGGCCAAUGGCAUUGAGGCCGUGUGGCAUGAUGAGAGCUAUCUGAACAAGUACCUGUUGUACCACAAGCCUACAAAGGUGCUGUCCCCAGAGUAUGUGUGGGACCAGCAGCUGCUGGGCUGGCCCUCCAUCAUGAAGAAGCUGAGAUAUGUGGCUGUGCCCAAGAACCAUCAGGCAAUCAGGAACCGAUAGCUGAAUUCCUGUUGGAGAGGCCAGGCUUAUAUCCAGGGUCAUUCCAGGCUGUGUGGAACUGGGAAGAUUUGAGAGACAUUUAUGAAGUGUCGCCAUCUACCCCACUUCAGGGUCUAGCAGGCCCAGUACCACCUGUCUUAUCCUACACUGAGCCCCUGGAGUGGCAGCCACCCACAGCUCCCACUGUGUCUCUAAGCUCCUUCUCAGUGAGAUGUAGCAAGAGCUUGCACAACAAGGGAGAAAUGCUGUCAUGCAGUUACCUGAGGGCCUGGGCAUCCUUAUUCAGGCAUGUGCCUUCCUCUUCUGGGAGGCUUGACAGAUGACCAGUGCCCUUAGGAAUAGGCAGGAGGUCAUGGAGACUCACAGCCUGCAGGCCUCUGAGGUGCUUAGCUCCUGUUUAGCCCAACUGAUAGACCAACAGCCUGUGACCAAUGCCUCUGCUCAGUUUUGGUUCAUUUGGGAAUAGCUAGUUAUUUAUCCUGGGAAUAAAUGUAUUUGUAGAUGAUACAGGAAGUUUAAUUUUUUUCUUUUCUUUCUUUCUUCCUCUUCCUCCUCUUUCUCCUUUUCCUCCUCUUCUGCCUCCUCUUCCUCUUCUUCUUUUUCAAGGUACUUGGGAUUGAACCCAGGGCCUCAUGGAUGCUAGUCAGAUAUGCUACCACUGAAGUCCAGGUCAAGAGACACAUGACUGAACUUGCUGAGUGUUAGGUCCACUGCCUCAUUUUAUACUCCAGUUUUUAUCUGAAAUUUCCAAUCUAAAGCGAUUGAUACUUUUUUUUCAGUGUUGGGAUCAGACUCAUGUCCCAGCCUCCAGUUUUACAUUUUUUAGAUGGUAGAGGGUAUUGUUGCUUGUUUUUUUCUUUUUUAUUGAGUCAGAAUCUCUAGUAGGUCCAACUGGUUUCAGCCUUAAUGUGUACAAGGAUGGUCUUGAACUCCUGAUCCUUCUGUAUCUCCCUCAGCAGUGCUGGGGUGAUAAGCAUGUCAUGAACCUACCUCUGAUGUUCUUAAUUUUCUUAAAACCCCAGUGAUCUUGUUCCAAAAUGGUUUCUCGGCCCCAAAGUCCUUUGUGUCCUUAGCUGGUUUUUCAUUUCUCACAGUGUCAGAUUUUGUGGUUUUUUUCUGUGACAGGAUCCCUAUGUAUCCCCGGAUGGCCUGGAAUUUGCUACUAGACCAGGAUGGCAGAACUCAUAGAGAUCCUCCUCCCUCUGCCUGUCACCACACCUGGCCAGAUUUUUCCCCCUCCAUCAAAGGUGGAUAAACCACCAAUGUCAAAUAUUCCAUAAACCUUUCCCAUCUUGACAACCCAUGUAUGUGCUAUCUGACCAGCCCUGGAUACUCUUGAGACUUGACUUCCCUUCAUCCCUUUACCUUUCUCAGCAAUUAUGAAUUAACCAAUCACAUUAAUUCUGAUGUCUGAUUCCCGUCAAUGGAAUGAGGCCCGGUCAUGACCUGUGUUACCAUAAAAGCAAGUGAACAUCCUGUCUGGUGUGCUUGCUUGCUCUGUGUGGCGGAACACACUUUUCAGAAAGAAAUAGCCUUGACAGGUUGUUUUUGAUUCCUUGGGUGCUCGUGAGAUACUGAGAAUGUUCUCCAGAAACAUGAAAGCUAGAGGGUAGUGUCUUUCUGUCUCUUCUGUGAUUGGUGGAUUCCCUGGGUUCUCGGCCUCUCUGCAGGAUCUCUAAAAUGUAAGGUAGAAGGUGUGGACAGGGUUCCUUGAGGUCAGGAGGGUCAUUUAACCUCAGAGAUUAUGGUAGUUAAGAGAGGUGUGGGGCAUUAUUUAGGGGGGUUCAGACAAGGCUGGAGACGUGGAGGGCCCCCAUAGCCUUCUGUGAGCUUCUAUAUCCUCUUCAAUAUCUCUGUCUUCAUUCCCACUCAGGGUUGAUCUCUGGUUAUCUGGUGCUGGAAGCUGAGAGUUGGGAGUCUUUAAGGUAACAGCUAAAGUAAGGUACAAACAGAUCUGAAUAUUAAGAUGGAAAAAUUCCAAUGUUAGGAGCUUCCUGGGUGCCGUCAUCUUUCCCUUUUCUCUAAAGUUCAUACAAGCUUCCAUCUCCAUUUGAGAAAAACCAAAAUAAGUGUUUUCACAGGGACAUGCCCCGGGUUCCUUGUGCUCUCCACUGUCUAUUCCUGAGACCCCUUCUGGAAAGAGAGAGAGAGAGAGAGAGAGAGAGAGAGAGAGAGAGAGAGAGCUCAAACAAAAGUAAA